This is a messenger RNA of Mandrillus leucophaeus (drill), 1198 nucleotides long. RefSeq names its product chromosome unknown open reading frame, human C1orf186 (gene RHEX). The transcript has 6 exons. Gene Ontology annotation, cellular component: plasma membrane. Bases 152 to 688 code for a protein of 178 amino acids. The record is from RefSeq and is a predicted model, not a curated record. Lineage: Eukaryota; Metazoa; Chordata; Mammalia; Primates; Cercopithecidae.
GGGUCGGGGAGAUGUUUCCGUUAGGACAUCGCUGAAACACAGACUAGGAUCAGACUGAGCUCGUAGCCCUGGGAUCUCCAGCACCCUGCCAGUGGCACUACUGAGAGACGAGGUGCCAGGGUGGUUCCCGAAAGUGCCUGAGCCCCAACUUAUGAGCAAGGAGCUCAUCAUGCUGACAGAGGUCAUGAAGGUCUGGCAUGGCUUAGUGAUUGCAGUGGUGUCCCUCUUGCUGCAGGCCUGCCUCCUCAUCGUCAUCAACUACCUGCUCAGCAGGCAAAUCGUCCACCAGAGUGAACAGAUACUGAAAGCGGCCAGGCUCCAGGUCCCCAGGCCCAGCCCUGACCACCAUCAUCCACCUGCUGCCAAAGAGAUGAAGGAGACUCAGACAGAAAGAGACGUUCCAAUGUCUGAUCCCCUUUACAGGAAUGGCAGCGACACAUCCUCAGAUAGCUCGGACAGCUCCUGCAGUUCGCCUCCCGCCUGCCAGGACACCGAGGAUGUGGAUUACACACAAGUCAUCUUUUCGGCCCCUGAAGAACUAAAAAAUGACUCCGCCCUGGACUAUGAGAACAUAAAGGAAAUCACAGAUUAUGUCAAUGUCAAUCCAGAAAGCCACAAGCCCGAUUUCUGGUAUUUUGUCAACCCUGCUCUGUCUGAGCCAGCGGAAUACAAUCAAGUGACCAUGUGAAUUCCAGAUAUUUUUAAUGGGGUCCAGUUCUCUACAGAUUCUUAAACAUUUAAUUUGUAGGGAAAUGCCAUUUUCCCCCCUUAAACAAGGCAUAGGGCUCACAAAUCUAUGGAAACAGGCCAAAAAGAAUGUGGAGAAGAAAGCUGACAAACACACAGAGGUCCUCAAGACCCUUGGACUCCUGGUCUGUACCCAAUAAAGGCUGUUUAUUCCUCAAAACCAAAAACAAGACUUGGGUAUGAAAACAGGCCUAUGCCCCAGCAAGAAAGAUUCAGAUCAGAUGUUAGGAAGAACUUUCAGGUAAAGUAUGAGAACCAUGGAGUCCAUUAGCAGAGACAGUGGUGAAGUCUCUCCCCAGGGAAAAUUUUAAAAAGGUUUAAUCAGCUGUUUUAGAGUUCUAUUUGGCAAUCUCAUGGUUAAAUGACUUCUCUUUGAGCUCUUUAAUUAUUGGCAAUAAACAACUUCUUUAAAAGUUUUAAAUAAAAUAGCAACCACCACCAGUUCUUCUUU